Messenger RNA from Erythranthe guttata (spotted monkey flower), 2150 nucleotides. RefSeq names its product 5'-3' exonuclease family protein. Gene Ontology annotation, biological process: pollen development. NCBI's taxonomy places the organism in Eukaryota, Viridiplantae, Streptophyta, Magnoliopsida, Lamiales, Phrymaceae. The record is from RefSeq and is a predicted model, not a curated record. Gene Ontology annotation, molecular function: 5'-flap endonuclease activity.
GAGAGAGAGAGGAGGCCUCGGGGAGAGAGAAACAGAGUAAAAACGCUCCGUCUCUCCAUUAAAUUUUUAGUUUGCCAUGAUCGUUCGGUAAUCGCUGGUUCUCUGUAAAAAGCCCAUCUUUUUUCUCUCUCACUGCAAUGGGCGUUGGAGGGCACUUUUGGGAUUUGCUGAAACCCCAUGCCAGUUUCGAAGGAUUCGAUUUCUUGAGGAACAAAAGGGUUGCGGUGGACUUGUCGUACUGGGUUGUCCAGCACGAGACCGCCAUUAAAGGGCAUGCUAGAAAACCUCACAUCCGCCUCACCUUCUUCCGAACAGUCAAUCUCUUCUCCAAGUUUGGAGCAUACCCAGUUUUCGUACUCGACGGCACUCCGUCGCCGCUAAAAUCUCAGGCGAGGAUAGCUCGGUUUUUCAGAUCAUCGGGUAUUGAAUUGUCAAGCUUCCCCGAGGCGGAAGAGGGUGUAUCAGUUGAAAGGAACACAGCGUUUACGAAAUGUAUUCAAGAAUGUGUGGAAUUGCUCGAACUACUUGGAAUGCCUGUUCUAAAAGCGAAAGGGGAAGCCGAAGCACUUUGUGCGCAGUUAAACCGACAAGGGCACGUCGAUGCUUGUAUUACUUCUGACAGCGACGCGUUUCUUUACGGUGCCCGUUGUGUUAUCAAGCGAAUCCAACCCAACUCAAAAGAGCCAUUCGAAUGCUAUAAUAUAUCUGAUAUCGAGACUGGCCUCGGUCUCAAACGAAACCAUUUAAUAGCUAUUUCUUUAUUGGUCGGAAACGAUCACGAUUUAAAUGGUAUAACGGGAAUUGGGAUCGACACUGCAGUUCGUUUUGUCAAACAUUUCAGCGAAAACGAUGUACUCAACAGAUUGCAUGAAGUAGCCGGGGGGGACCCACUUGACAUCCAACGAGAUAUCGUCGAUCAUGGGGUUAAUUUCGUCUUUUCCGAUGAAAAAUCACCCAAACCGAAAUUACCUCAUUGUUCCCACUGUGGCCAUCCAGGCAACAAGAAAGCCCAUCUCAAGUUUCCGUGCGAAAACUGCAAUUCGCCAGCUGGCGAGAGCUGCUUGAAGAAACCGGUGGGAUUCAAAUGUUUUUGUUCGUCGUGUGAUUCGAACAGGAAAGAGAAAGCAAAGAAGAAAAACGCGACUUGGCAGAUGGCAGUUUGUCGAAAGAUUUCAUCACAGAAGAAUUUUCCAAACGAUGAAAUUAUAAAAAUGUACAUGAGCAAUAAUCACGGGAUUGAUGAUGAGAUGCAUAUAAGAUGGGAAAUCCCGCGAACAGAAAUGCUGGUUGAUUACCUAACGUAUCAGCAAAACUGGGAGCCAUCUUAUAUUAGACAAAGAUUACUUCCAAUGCUGUCGACUAUAUAUUUACGAGAUAUGCCCUCAGCUCCGACAGAUAAUAACUUGCUAUACGGACAGUACGAGUUUCACAGUAUUCAGCGUGUUAAAGUUAGAUACGGGCACGAAUCAUAUGUUGUCAGCUGGAAGAAAGCUUCUGCAGUUUCGAGUGGUGCAGUUCCUGAAGAAAUUAUUGCACGUGAAGAUUGUGUUGAACUCGACGAAUCUCUUGAUUUGAUCGAGGUGGAGAGUGAAGUUCCUUAUGUUCAUAUUGAUGAAGGGAGCUGUUUUUUGUCGACCGAUGAAGAUAUUGAGCUCGUGAAAAAGGCUUUUCCAGAAAAGGCUAGCCAAUUUAUCAAAGGAAAGGAAUUGAAAGACAUGAAAUCAUGAGAGAUGAAAUCAAGAAAGAAGAAAUCGAAGAUGAGUUGUGAAGAAAAAACGGGAUCAUCACAGACGAGUAUAACGGAGUUUUAUCGUUCGACGAAAGGCGUUAAGGCUGAGGAGAAUGUUGAGAAGACUAGUGUUGGUUCUUCUUCUUCUAAAGGCAAAAGGAAUAGUUCGAGUUCGACAUUUUCAAAGUCUGCGAGGCGCCGUCUUUUAUUUGGUUAAUUACUUAAUUCAGUUUAAGCUCAUUAGUCACACUCUGUAAAUUCAAUAGUUUUUUUUUUUUUUUUUUUUAAUUAGCAAUUUAAUUUGCUGUAAUUGGAUAAUAAUACAUGAAAGAAUCUAAAUAGCGUGCAUGGUGGUGUAAUUAUUGACUUGUGCCAUAUGACAUGCAAUAACUAGAAAUUAAUGCAGAAUCUUGGUUAGUAA